UUGCAAAUCACAUAUUAGUGAUAAAUAAAUAAAAAUGACUAUAUUGGGAAUGUACCCCGGCGGGGGAAGUUUCUCAGAAUUCAGGUAAUCUUCCUUGAGUUGAGUAGGCCGAUCUUCACUCCCACUCCCACAACUCUCUCCGUCUCUACUCUACUCCUACAUCGCCGCCGCACGCCGCCCCUCUGACCGUCGAGGCUUCCCCACAGUGUACCAACAACAAUUUGAAGACCUUCCCUUCCCUUCAAAUCCACGCCCAAUCCCCAUUCGGAACCUCUGCCUCUACUGCUUCUCUUUUCAUCUGCUAGCUGCUGUACCUGCCUCCUUGCGAAUCUCUAAGGCAAGACCUUUUUCCGCUUGCCGUUCUAAUCUUCUCCCCAUUUAGUUUCUCAACUUUUCACUCUGAAUUAAGUUUACGUACUACUUACUAGUUCUAGUUUGAAAGCAGUCUGUGUUUUCAUUUGUUCUUCUAACUGUAAGUACUGAGGUUUAUUUUGCGAAGAGCAGCAAUUCACUUCUGGAUUGAUUGCGAUUUUCAGCAAUAAUGGCGAGGCGUUAAACCUGGAGUCGUUUAUUGAGCUUAUCGGCUCGUAUAUCUGUCCCGAGGUAUGGAAUUCAGACUUCUAAACUGUAAGAUAAUACAACUUCCGCAUUUGAUCUCCUACAAGCUCAAUUUAUUUUCUGGAGGAGAUCAGCUGCCAAAAAUUAGACGCGGACCAGACAUCUCUGUCUCAUGGUUAUCAAAGUGCUUGCCAAACAAUAAUGCAGCAUGCUAUGAGUGUGUAAAUGAAUGUUAUUUGCUAAUGAUCAUGAACUUUCUCUCGUUAACUAAUCUCGUAUGAUUGAUGGGUUCCAAAUGUUUCAUCUUUUUGCAGACAACUUCAGCUGAUUGGCGAAAUGCAGCGAGUUUUCUUGCGUAUAUGCAAUCUUGUUAAGGAACAUUCUGCUCCUCGUCCCUCUCAACUGAAAUGUGGUCCUUUCUGUCUCACGUGGAAACAGCCAUGCCAGAAACUCCAUAACCUAGCCAAUGGGAGCUCCACUUCAGAUGAUGGCGCAGAUCGGUUUGGUGUUGCGUGUUUGAAUGGGCACCUUGAGCAAGAUGAUAAAGUCAACAACUUUGACGAGUUUGCAAGGGAUGUGGAGAAAGUUUAUAGAAUUCUCAGGAAAUUCCAUUCAAGAGUUCCUAAAUUAGAGCUUGCUUUACAAGAAUCGGGUGUUCCCGUACGUGCUGGGUUGACGGAGCGCGUUUUGAAUCGUUGUGGCGAUGCAGGGAAUUUGGGGUAUCGGUUCUUUGUGUGGGCGUCCAAGCAGCCUGGGUAUAGGCACAGUUAUGAGAACUAUAAGGCUAUGGUGAAAAUUUUGAGCAAAAUGAGACAAUUUGGAACUGUUUGGGCUUUGCUCGAGGAAAUGCGGAAUGAUAACAGCAUGUUGAUAACGAGUGAUUUGUUUGUAGUUUUGAUGAGAAGAUUUGCUGCUGCGAGAAUGGUUAAGAAGGCAAUUGAGGUGUUGGAUGAAAUGCCCAAGUAUGGAUGUGAGCCCGAUGACUAUGCAUUUGGCUGCUUAUUAGAUGCGUUAUGUAAAAAUGGUCACGUUAAGGAAGCUGCCUUGCUGUUUGAGGACAUGCGAAUGAGGUUUGAGCCUAGCUUGAGGCACUUCACUGCUUUGUUGUAUGGUUGGUGCAAACAAGGGAAGUUAAUGGAGGCUAAGCAUGUUUUGGUGCAGAUAAGAGAAGCUGGGUACGAACCAGAUAUUGUUGUGUAUAAUAAUCUUUUGAGCGGGUAUGCAAUGGCAGGCAAAAUGGUUGAUGCAUUUGAUUUGUUGAAGGAGAUGAGGAGGAAAGGGUGUGAACCAAAUGCUAAUUCUUAUACAAUUUUGAUUCAGGCACUCUCCAAGCUGCAAAAGAUGGAGGAUGCUAUGAGGGUGUUUGUUGAGAUGGAAAGAAAUGGAUGUGAGGCAGAUAUUGUAACUUAUACUACAUUGAUCAGUGGCUUCUGCAAAUGGGGCAAGGUUGAGAAGGGGUAUCAGAUUUUGGACAGUAUGGUAAAGAAAGGCCUGAUGCCUAAUCAGUUGGCUUACAUGCAUAUUAUGUUGGCCCACGAAAGGAAGGAUGAGCUGGAAGAGUGCAUAGAUUUGAUGGGGCGGAUGCAGAAUGAUGGCUGCACCCCUGAUCUUUGUAUAUAUAAUGUGGCAAUCCGACUUGCUUGUAAGUUGGGUGAGGUGAGUGAGGGCGUUCGGCUCUGGAAUGAGUUGGAAGCAAGUCCCUUUAGCCCAGGGUUUGAUACCUAUGUGAUUAUGAUUAAUGGGUUCAUUGGCCAGGAAGGAGGUUUAGUGCAGGCUUGUGAGUAUUUCAAAGAAAUGGUCGGGAGAGGGUUGCUAUCUGCUCCUCAAUAUGGCAUCUUGAAGGACUUAUUGAACGCUCUGCUAAGAGACGGGAAGCUUGAACUGGCUAAAGAUACUUGGAACUGUAUUAUGGCUAAAGGUUGUGAUCUCAAUCUGGAUGCCUGGACAAUUUGGCUACAUGCACUGUUCUCAAGUGGGCAUGUGAAGGAGGCUUGCUCGUAUUGCCUGGAGAUGAUGGAUGCUGAUGUCAUGCCACGUCCUGAUACUUUUGCUAGACUAAUGCGUGGCUUAAGGAAGUUGUACAACAGACAAUUUGCUGCAGAAAUCACAGAGAAGGUCAGGCAGAUGGCAGCAGAGAGGCAGGUGACAUUCAAGAUGUACAAACGACGAGGAGAGAGGGAUUUAAAAGAGAAAGCCAAGUUAAAACAAGAUCCAAAGAAGAGGAGAGCUCGUAGACAGCACCGGGGUGGAGUUCAUGGAAAAGCUACAAUUUUAUAGCCAUUUAUAGUGAAAUUACUAGGAAGACCGAGUUGCUUGAGAUGGGAACAGCUAGUUUUGUACUGGUUUUCCCUCUUGGAGCAAAGAAGUGCUGAAAUAUAUGUAGCUGCAUGAUAUAUUUUUGAGCUUUUCAGACAUGAAGCAUGGCUGCCUUUUGCAUUGACCCCACUUUCUGGUCCAAUUUGGAGCACUAGUGAGGUUGGCCAAUCUAACCGGACAUACUGUUCGAUGCUUGUUCGUGCCUAGCAGGUUAUUAGAAGGUAUGUUGGCGCUUCAAUCUUGUCAUCUUCCUCUGACUGUUCCCUUCUUUCAGUUGCUGUCUUGAAGCGGAUGUGUAGUUCAUCAUUUAGAUAAAGGAACAUAUCAAACAAAUAUGUCCCAUGCAGAAGUGAGAAUCUAAGUUGUUAUUUUCAUCUCCAAGUUAGGACAAUUAGAACUGAUUAGAGAGUUUGAGCUUUCCUGGCCGAAAGUUCUUCGUAUUCUUAUUUCUUCAAUCCCUCCUCCCUUUUUCUCCUUUGUUCAUGACUGCAGAUUGUACCAAUGACCUCCUAUCCAAGAGGUAUGAGCAGAACAAGUGAAAGACGAGAAGACCGGAAUUACCUCUGCAGUAACAGUCACGAUGACUGCUUCAAAUCCUUGGUAUCUGGUUUCAUCUUCAUUUCCUCCAUGCAUUGAACAGGCUGUCUACCUGUUAAGUACAUGCUCUACUGAUAACACACUUAGUAUGUCGAUCUUUCCUGGCUGUACAUAGAGGUGCCAUAUUGCCAUCUUUUGAUUCCAUGCUGUGCUCUGUAGUCUGUAGUACGAGAUACAAAAAUGGUCUGCAUUUCCAAGUUAAAGAGGCAUCUCCUUUACCCAGAUAGAUGUACAUUUUUUUUUUAAAACGCAGACUCGUACUGUGGCGUAACGUAAGGCAGGCAACCUUUGCCUUGCCUUUGUGUUGCCGACAAAGCGCUGGCUGGCUGGGCCAAAUAGACCCAGAGCGUAAAUCAUGCCAAAUGAGAAGGUCAUCGUCAUCAAAACUCAAGUUGGUUCCGAAAGUUACUUCCUUUUGAUCCCGUCUCUGAUCUCUCCCUUGUAUUGUAUUAUGUUAUAUUAUUUCUCCAUUAAAAAAAAUCAGCCCUCAUAGUCAUAGUAAAUAAACGAAAGAAGAGGUUGGUACAACAGCAGAUGGACUUGGUUGAUUGAGGGGGGCCAUGGCCAUGACUGUGACAUGGCAACGAUUGUAUUAUGUUAAUCUGAUUUUCUUUGGUAAUCAGCUUUAAUUAAUCUUUGUUGAUAAU
Messenger RNA from Linum trigynum, 4118 nucleotides. Lineage: Eukaryota; Viridiplantae; Streptophyta; Magnoliopsida; Malpighiales; Linaceae. The record is from the annotation of a GenBank genome assembly.